AUGGCUCACGACAGCUCUUCAAACAACAACACGACCUUUUUCCAGGGGCUUGCAAACGGGGCCCGGAGGGUCCGAUCCCUGCACCUGGAUGAGUUGGAGAAGCUGGAAAAUCACUUGUGCGUUGAAGGGCCCGGUGGGCCUAUGCUAGGGGGUCACAGGCGUGACCGCACUAAAUUCACCAAAGAGCAGCUGAAAAUCCUCAUCGAUACCUUUAACCAAAUGCCAUACCCAGGCCAAGCUACCAAACAAAGGCUUGCUGUGGAAGUCAACGCCGAGGAGUCAAGAAUCCAGGUUUGGUUUCAGAAUCGCAGAGCUAGACACAAAUUCCAGGAAAGGACCUUGGAAUCAAGCCAAGGCCCUGGGCAAGAUCGCACCCGGGAACGGAUGCAAAGUGAGGCCCCGCGGUGCCGCACCACCUACAGCCGCUCUCAGCUGCACACCCUCAUCAGGGCCUUCAAGAACAACCCCUACCCUGGGAUCCACCGCAGAGAAGAGCUUGCCAAGGAGAUCGGCGUUCCCGAGUCCAGAGUCCAGAUUUGGUUUCAAAAUAGAAGAUCUAGAUUACGUGCACAGAGAAGAAAAGAACCUGAUGGAUCCCUCGGACGAGGCCAGGGAGAAGGUCUGUGA
This is a messenger RNA of Sciurus carolinensis (gray squirrel), 627 nucleotides long. Its product is annotated as double homeobox protein A-like. Gene Ontology annotation, biological process: regulation of DNA-templated transcription. The coding region runs from base 1 to 627 and encodes 208 amino acids. Gene Ontology annotation, molecular function: DNA binding; DNA-binding transcription factor activity, RNA polymerase II-specific. The record is from RefSeq and is a predicted model, not a curated record. The transcript is spliced from 6 exons. Lineage: Eukaryota; Metazoa; Chordata; Mammalia; Rodentia; Sciuridae.